CUUUCUUGAGAAAAUUGCAAAAGAGAUUAUGAUGUAUAUAUUUAUAUAUAUUUUGGAAUAUCGGAUUUUACGAUGGAAUUGUUUUUCGGGUGUUUCUCUGUUUCGUUAUUAUUUAUUUUGUGGGUGGGUUAGUAGCUUGUUAUGGGGUUGGUGUGUUUGAUUCAACGCGAAAUAUAGUAUUUUUUCUCGGGGAAAAAAGUUAAGGAAAGAAAGUAAAACCAAACCUUUGGUUUUUCUGGAAUAUAUGGAGGAGUAGAGCCACAGUGAUCCUUUGUUUCUGUUUGGGGUUUUCAGUUUUAUAAGGCCCUCUUAUUACGGACAAAGAGUACUGAUAAUUAUAGAUGAGCUAAGAAAUUGGAGUGGAGAAUAUUUCAACCAUUAGAGCCCUAAUUUUCAGGAAUAUAAGAUGGGGAUGGGACCAUCUGGCUCCUCUUUUUUCUCUUCUCCUUGUUUAUUUCUUUUAUGUCUUAAGAUAGUCUGAAUAUGGGGUUAGCUUCGUUCUUCGUGAAAACGAUUCAGCUAGCCUAUUGUGACAGAAGGUCUUGCCCUCCAUAUCUUGAUGCUUGUGUAUCCUUUCUGCCCUUUGUUAUAAUUAAAUAGUUUUGUCAAAUCAUAUCCAUAUCAGUCAAAAACCGCUAGCAAAAGACUUGGUUUUUAGUAUAUGUUUGUAGUUCGAGUUUUGAAGUUUAUGAAGUGGGUUUAUUAAUCUGAAGUGUUUAGAACUGUUUUGCUUGUUUAUACUUCCAACUGAGGAAUAAAUCAAUACUACGAGGUUGGUUUCUGGAAGGAAGCUUUUUAUGGAACCUCUUCUCUGUUCACCAGGCUCCUGAACUUGGAGACAAUAUUAAAACAUUAACCUUGUUUAGUAGAAGACUUAUGUUGAUACGCAUCAUAUAUUUAACUACUAUACAAGCUCAUACAUGGACGAGUAUCCUGGAAAACGAACUCCUGAUGACCUUGUUAUCUCUAGAAAGGGGUCUGUUUUAAGAGAAUCUCCUAACAACAGAGAUAACAAUGCCCAAUUCUGCAACAGAAUUGGAUGCAAUGGAAGACCAAACUCCACAAAGGCUACCCAAACUGGAAAAGCCAAACCUUGGAAGCCUUUUGCGCGUGCAUCUUCUAGUGGGAAGGAGAUAAUUGGAAGUUCUUCUAGGACAAAUGCUUCUGUCAGCAAUUCAAAAAAAUCCAUCUCAGAGGCUUGUAAAAAGCUUUCUCCUCAUAUGGAAACAGAUUCGUCAGAGACUAGCAGUAUCCAGGAUGAGCCAGAAGGUUCAGACCCGAUCACUCCAUCUGGAAAGAUUCAAAGGGGACUAGUGAAGUCUAGUGAGAUCUCAAUGAUGGAAGUAGGAGGCUCUAGUGUAGCAUCAAAUGCACUAUCUCGUAGGAAAUUUAACCAGAGUUCUGGAAUGAGCAACCAGGCUGCUUCAGGAAGUCCCUCUGCGUCUUCCAGAUCGAAAAACACAAGCAUGCAGCCUCAUGCCGGUGCAACCAGGUAUGGUUUGAAAAGUCUAAAAUGCAAUUCGAUAUCUGAUGUUGUCCCAUCAAGUUGCUCAUCAUCGCAUGCGAGCUUCAGUAAAAGAAGGGAAGCUGUAAAAAAGAGAAAUUCUGAAGCAGAAAGUAGUUCCAGUGCCAAAGGGAAGAAGAUCAAUGGGUCAUUAUCUGGACAAACUUCCAGUUCUAAUGGCAUUUCCAUUUCUGAUUCAAGAAGAGGUAGAAAUAUGCCUCUUAAUAGGGAUAAUAGUCCUGCAUCAGUUAGGACUCGGAGGUCAGUCAACAGUCAAACAAGGCUUCCAAAUGAAGGAAGUGGAAACAAUUUAUCACACAAUGGUUCUCCUGUGGUUAUUCCACGGCGGUCCCACCGUGAGAUAUCUAUGGACAUGAGUCCUAGUUCAUCACAGCUAUUAUCCACCGAAGCUCCCUUCGGUCACCCAAAUUCGUAUGGUCGAUCAGGUAGUAGCAGUGAGGAUAUGCACAAUAUUUUACCAUCUGGUCCAGCAGAAGUUGGUUUUAGUCGAUCUUUAGCGAAUCGAGAUAAUAGGCGUCGAUACAACAUGGAUGGAAUUGCAGAGGUAUUAUUGGCUCUUGAGAGAAUUGAACAUGAUGAAGAACUAACAUUUGAGCAAUUGCUUGCUCUGGAGACCAAUUUGUUCCUUAAUGGCCUUAGUUUCUAUGAUCAACAUAGAGACAUGAGACUGGAUAUCGAUAACAUGUCAUAUGAGGAAUUAUUAGCCCUUGAAGAGAGAAUGGGUAAUGUGAGUACAGCACUUCCAGAAGAAGCACUGUCUGAUUGCCUUAAGAGAAGUAUUUAUCAGUCUAUGCCUUUAGAAGGUGUGGCCAUUGGUAGCAAUGAUGAUGUCAAAUGCAGUGUCUGCCAGGAAGAAUAUGUGGGUGGAGAUGAACUUGGAAGGUUGCAGUGUGAGCACAGAUUUCAUGCUGUUUGCAUACAACAGUGGCUGGGUCUUAAGAACUGGUGCCCGAUAUGCAAGUCUUCAGCGGCUCCUUCACCUUCAACUUCACCAAACCGACACUCCACAUAGAUAUAGUAGUUCUUUUAUGUGCCAAAGUGAGGUACAUUGUGUACAAAUUUAAUGGGUUUCUUCUUGUUCUCUUUUUUCUACUUUUUUUUUUCUUCCUUUAAAUUAUUAUUUUAUAUCCACUUUGUUAAUGUACAUAUCGAUUCUCUUUUAUCUCCAUCAACUAAUAAGCCCAAGUAUUGGUGCACAUAGCAGGAACUCUGCACUCAUUUACAAAACUGUGAAUAUUCACAAGUUGUUUUUAUGAA
Cannabis sativa is the source of this 2782-nucleotide messenger RNA. Its product is annotated as E3 ubiquitin-protein ligase MBR2. Lineage: Eukaryota; Viridiplantae; Streptophyta; Magnoliopsida; Rosales; Cannabaceae. The coding region runs from base 921 to 2537 and encodes 538 amino acids. Gene Ontology annotation, molecular function: ubiquitin protein ligase activity. The transcript has 6 exons. The record is from RefSeq and is a predicted model, not a curated record.